Molecule: messenger RNA, 1683 nt
Organism: Drosophila miranda
Lineage: Eukaryota; Metazoa; Arthropoda; Insecta; Diptera; Drosophilidae
Exons: 2
Coding region: 28-459 (143 amino acids)
Source: RefSeq, a predicted model, not a curated record
ACGGGAAUAUUAAUUAAAUUCGAAGUUAUGCAAAUAUUUUGGAUUCUGGUGCUUUUCUUCCUGCAAGUAGAUGCAGACAUUACUCUAUCGACGGAAAAUAGCGUCAAGAAGAGUGCUCACUGUGAGAUGAAUCGCGAUGAUGACGAUGAGCGGUGUGGUGCCAUAUGCUAUCCGAUUGUGAAGCCGCUACUCCGGUACGCUGCCUUAUGCCAGGGGAAGGAUGCAACGAUUAACGACCUUAAGGACAAUAUUAGAGAGAAAGAUGUGUACAUCGCGCAAUUGAAAAGCAAGAUUGAGCUAACCAAUUCAAUGGAAAUUCAGCUGAAGGACAAGGAGACUAUAUUGCAUCUGAAGGCAAACGAAAUUGUGAAAAUGGAGAAAGAUAUUGGAGAUCGGGAGGCAGAAAUCCAUGACAAGAAAGACCAGAUCUCAAUCAGAUUCAAUCUAGAGAGACUUUAAUGCAAUCAAAGGAUAAAUUAAUCAGAGAACUGGAGAAUCAAGUGAAUUCCCUUAAACGAACACAGGGAAAGCUGGUAGACAUAUCGGAGGCUAGCAGUUGUCUUCCAUUCACCGAUGCCACUGAUAUCCUUACCAUAGGGUUGCCCGGAAUAGGCCCAUUCCUUGUGCCCUGUAAUUCCAGUGUUUCCGGAUCUGGCUUGACUGUCAUCCAUCCGAUUACAAACUAGGGUUCGGAAACCUGCGGGAGAACUUCUUCCUGGGACUUGAAAAAAUCCAUCUAAUGACCCUGUCGCAAUCGCACGAAUUGUACGUUCAACUUGGAAAUGUUAAUGGUGGAACCAGAUAUGCUCGCUACGACGAUUUUAAAAUAGGAAGCGAAGAAGAGGGCUAUAAGCUGAAAUCAUUGGAAAAAUAUUCAGGAGCAGCCGGAGAUUCACUAACUGAAUAUAAUCUAAACAUGAAGUUUUCUACAUGGGACCAUAAUAAUGGCACGGUUUGCCCAAAAUAUUAUGGAGGUGGUUGGUGGUUUGGUCAUUGUGGAAUAAGGUACACAUAUUUUAUGCCGAAGUAACUUUAGUAAUUAUUACGUAUUUAUAAUAUCAGUUUUCUUGUUAUUUCAAUAAUCUCAAUGGAAAAUAUUAUAAAAAUGGUCAAAGGGAAUACGUUGACUGUAUUCGAUGGGAUUCUUGGCACUAUGAUGUCUACAGGAUCUCACUAACAUUUUCUCAAUUGAUGAUAAGGCCAAAAACAUAGAAACUUGACUCGAAUUCAAGCUCUGUUCAAAACCAUACUAAAAAUAUCUGAAACACCAAUAAAGUUCUAAAUCUUAAGGGAAAUAAUCCUUCUGAAUCACGCACUAGGAAUUUGAAGAAAUUGAACUAAAAUUUCAGCUAUUCCUAGCUGUAGAUGUAUCUGUUUCUUAAACUUCAUUCUGAUAUGUAUCUGAAAGUGUAUCUGUAUCGUUAUCUAGAUAGAUUUAUCUCGCUCUGUAUCUUUAUUUUUAUGCGUAGAUUAAAUUCUAAGCUUGUGUUCUUUUUAAAAAGAGCCAACGGUUUAAAAGAUAUAUGCAAAAAUAUGACCUGACGUUAUGUUACCAAAAGAGGUUUGAGGUUGCAGUACAAAAUUUUUAACUUCUGUGAACCGGGUAGAGCUAUCUGUAUAAGUAUUGAGCGUUCCAAGGUAUUACAUUUAAUAAAAUUUCCUGUUUUUUGUUAUAAAUUUUCG